CUCCCCCCAGCCUGUAUGUGGACUGUUAUAAGGCAAGCAAAGUUUGACAAGUCAGUCUAAGUUUCUCCCUGGUCCCAAACUUGGAUUUCAAGAAAGUGGUGACUGUUUUCAAGAAGUGACAGGGAAAGUCCCUAGGGGCUGUCUUCUUCCUUCUGAGUAACUUUCCAGCUAAAGCUCCUUCAUCAUGGGUGACUGGAGUGCUUUAGGGAGGCUCCUGGACAAGGUACAGGCUUACUCCACGGCUGGAGGGAAGGUGUGGCUCUCUGUCCUCUUCAUCUUCAGGAUCCUGGUGUUGGGAACGGCUGUGGAGUCUGCCUGGGGGGACGAGCAGUCCGCCUUCAAGUGCAACACCCAGCAACCUGGUUGUGAGAAUGUGUGUUAUGACAAAUCUUUUCCUAUAUCACAUGUACGGUUCUGGGUGCUACAGAUUAUCUUUGUCUCGACGCCGACUCUUCUCUACCUUGCCCAUGUGUUCUACCUGUUGCGAAUAGAGCAGAAGAUUAACCGCAAAGAGGAAGGGCUGAAAACCAUCCAGAACGACGGAGGCGACGUGGACAUACCGCUAAAGAAGAUUGAGUUAAAAAAGCUCAAGCAUGGGCUGGAGGAGCAUGGGAAGGUUAAGAUGAAGGGAGCCCUCUUGAGAACCUACAUAUUCAGCAUUUUUUUCAAGUCCAUUUUUGAGGUGGGCUUCCUGGUCAUACAGUGGUACAUUUACGGCUUCAGUUUGGCUGCUGUCUACACCUGUGAGAGGUCCCCCUGCCCCCACAGAGUAGACUGUUUCCUCUCCAGACCCACUGAGAAAACCGUCUUCAUCAUCUUCAUGCUGGUGGUCUCUCUGGUCUCCCUGCUUCUGAACGUCAUUGAGCUCUUCUACGUGAUGUUCAAGAGGAUCAAGGACCGCGUGAAGGGGAAACAACCUCCCAUCCACUACCCUGGCACUGGGACGUUAAGCCCCACUCCCAAGGAUCUGUCCACCACUAAGUAUGCCUACUAUAAUGGCUGUUCCUCUCCCACUGCCCCCCUGUCACCCAUGUCACCCCCGGGGUACAAGCUGGCCACUGGGGAGAGAACCAACUCUGUUCGCAACUACAAUAAGCAAGCCAAUGAGCAAAACUGGGCCAACUACAGCACGGAGCAGAACCGCCUGGGCCAGAAUGGCAGCACCAUCUCCAACUCCCAUGCACAGGCCUUUGACUUUCCUGACGACACCCAGGAGAGUAAGAAACUGACCCCAGGGCACGAGCUGCAGCCGUUGGCCUUGAUGGACCCCAGGCCCUGCAGUCGGGCCAGCAGUCGCAUGAGCAGUCGGCCGAGGCCAGAUGAUCUAGAUGUCUAGCCCCCCUCCCAUUGGUGUCAGAGAACAGAGAACAGGAAGCAUUCUCAAAGUGCUGAAGUGGACUGGGCCCAUUCACUGUCCUCACCAGAGAAUCUAGUCAAUAAAGAGACAUUCAAAUACUUACACUGUUGGAGGUACUAUACAUUUAUUGAUUACUUUCAAACUAGUGGAGCUAACAAGCUUUAAAGAGAAAACAACUCGUUGGUGAAGAACAUGUGACCGUGUUCCGAUAACUGUGCCUAACAGUCCCUCAUUUCACUUUAGAGGAAUAUGCCUUGGUGAUGUGUUUGGUUUAGUUAUCAUGUUUUUACCUGUAGGAUUCAUUACGCAGGAUGGCAUUUAUUGUCAUGAAUCUUGCCCUGGAGGCAGCUCUGCUGAGUGGUCACUAGCUGGUACAGCCACAAAGUCAUACAAUUUCAUUUGAACUUCUUACCUUACCUGCUAAUCCUAAUGUCUAACCCAAACCUUAAAUUAAGACCGCUUUUAAAUUUUAAUUUUUUUAUGAUAAAACCAAUUUUGACUUUGCAGCUGCCGGCCCAUCUAGCAGAAAUUGCUCAGUUCUGCCUCCAGUGCAAGAUUUAUGACAAUAAACUUCAACCUGCUUCCACCAUAUGGCCACACACAAUGACACAAUGACAUUACAUCUAGAAAGAUGACUAUUCAAUAUAAUAGCAAUGUGUCUUUUUCCAGGCCUUGGAAGUAGUUUGAAAAACACUUGGCUUUUAAGUCUCCAUCACACUCAUUGUCUGUAUGACUUCCAAGUAUAUCUUGUCAAACUGGGUUGUGAGAAGGAUGCUCAAAUUCAUGAAUAAAUAUGUAUUUAUUAGUAUGCAGGACAUCCACCACUAGAAAAAGAUUGACUACUAUCCAAGGUCAUGUCCAUACACCCAACUGCAUAUUUAUUGAUAAUAAUCCAAAUUACAGCAGUACAAUUUGUUCAACAAAUAAGAGGUUGAUUUUUAUUAUUGUGGACUGUCAUUUCCUGAUAAACUUUGAAUUUAUGUGGUGUCAGUUGAUUUAUUUUAUGUUUUUUUAUUUUUUUUUAAUUUUUUGAGUUUGUUGUCAGAGGGUGGACUCAAGCUGCUGGAAGAGAAAUACAGAGCAACAGUUUUGUAUUGCAAUGUGUCUCGGAAGCAUCUUUGAACUAAAGGCUUUAUAUUUUUCUCAUUUUAAAGUGUGUUUGUUUUUUAAUGUUGUUUCCUGUUGGAUGGUAGAGGAGGGCAAUAGAAUGAUUUUUUUUUGUUUUGCCUUUUGAGUGAAUGAUUUUUUUUCCCAAACUCAAUGUAAUCAUUGCUGCUUGAGAGAUAGAUAUUUAGUACUGUAAAUCAAGCUAACUGUGUCACAAAUGUGAGUUUUUAGAAGACUGCUUAUAGAGCCGGACUAAUAUUUAGUCAAAUAUAUUAAAAGGUAUAUGCCAAUGUAGCUCCACACCUACCAUACACUUGUAAAUGGGAUUUUCAAUUGGAAAUGUUCAUGUUUUCUUUCCGGGUUUUUUCUCCAAUUUUGCAUUUAUAGUAUUUCGGUACUCAAACAGAGAGUUUCAUGGGUUUUUCAGCUACGAUGGUGUUUGCACUGAGAUCUUGACUAGGGUUUAAUAGGAUUCAAAAAGUGCCAAGUGUUUUCGGAUAUGCAUGUUACUAAUUUAUUUUACAACACCAGGCAGAAAUCACUUCAGUGCAUACAUUCAGACAGUGCUUUUGUUUGACCACUGGUUUCAAUGAUCUUGCAAGGCUAAAGCAAAGGGCCUCCAUACAGAGUACAGGACGAACUUGGGUGUACAUUUGUUUGAUAACGUGAUCAAAUAACGCCAUUCCAUGGAAAUCCACUGUUGUACAGUGUGUAAGUGCAUGAUAGCAAAAAACCUCAUUAAUCAUAUCUGUGAAAAGCUAUUUUAACCCAAUAAAGAUUUUUUCUUUCUUAA
Molecule: messenger RNA, 3257 nt
Organism: Oncorhynchus keta (chum salmon)
Lineage: Eukaryota; Metazoa; Chordata; Actinopteri; Salmoniformes; Salmonidae
Product: gap junction alpha-1 protein
Exons: 2
Coding region: 185-1336 (383 amino acids)
Biological process (GO): heart development; cell-cell signaling
Cellular component (GO): connexin complex
Molecular function (GO): transmembrane transporter activity
Source: RefSeq, a predicted model, not a curated record